This is a messenger RNA of Camelina sativa (false flax), 1131 nucleotides long. RefSeq lists its product as uncharacterized. Gene Ontology annotation, molecular function: catalytic activity. The record is from RefSeq and is a predicted model, not a curated record. Lineage: Eukaryota; Viridiplantae; Streptophyta; Magnoliopsida; Brassicales; Brassicaceae.
AUGGAAAAGGUUUGUAAAGGAUGGAAGUUUACGUCGAACCACUUAUCUGAUGAGGAUGGCCGUAUUGUGAUAAUUUGGAAGGAACCCAUUGAAGUUCGAGUCCUGCAUCAAUCGCGUCAAACCGUUACCUGUGAGGUCAACAUUGCAAACAAGAUUCAAUUCGUAUUUACAGCUGUUUACGCUUCCAACUUAAGAGAGGAAAGAACUGACCUGUGGGUGGAGCUCUUACGGUUGCAACAGAUGUUCUCCCUGGAUACUUGCCCGUGGUUAGUAGGUGGUGACUUUAAUCAGAUCAUUCAUCCUCAGGAGCAUUCAUCUUCUACUGUAAACGGCCUGUCUGCAUCGAUGACAGAACUUAAAGACUGUUUAUCACAAAUGGAUCUGUUUGACCUCAAGUUUCAAGGCACUCUCUAUACUUGGAGUAAUAACCAACCUGCGGGCCCAAUAGCUAAGAAGUUGGAUCAUGUACUUGUCAAUGACCACUGGCUUACCAUCUUCCCCGAUAGUGUAGCUACCUUCCUUGUUCCCCUACCUUCUGACCAUUCUCCCAGCUUAGUAGAUCUUGCCUAUCAGCUCCCCAAAGCUAGUACUAGACCUUUCAAGUUCUUUAACUACCUCACCAAACAUCCAAAUUUUCACCAGUUGGUACUUGAGUCUUGGAUUCAGGCCGGAAGCUUUGCGGAUAACUUAAAAGAUCUCUGUUGGAAGCAAAAGAUCAUUAAGGGAGACCUAAAAACUAUUAAUAGAGAGAACUUUUCACAAAUACAAGAGAGAGUGAGUGCUACUAACCGUUUGUUGCAAGAUGUGCAGGUACAAGCUUUGAGUGACCCUUCCCCAAUCACCUUCCAGCGUGAGCGAGACCUGCAUUUACAAUGGAACUUUCUCAGAGGGAUUGAAGAAAGCUAUUUCAGGCAGAAGUCCAGGGUAAAUUGGCUAAAGGAGGGAGACCUUAAUACCUCUUACUUUCAGAAAGUCUGCCAGGCGCGAGCGAGUUAUAAUACUAUACAGUCUUUCCUUCUUGACUCUGGGGACCAAAUUGAAGAUCCAAUAGAGAUGAGUGAACUGGCCAUUGCACAUUUCCAAUCCAUCUUAGCCCCUGCGUCUUCCCUUCAUACAGUCUGGUCGUCUUAG